This is a messenger RNA of Frieseomelitta varia, 2856 nucleotides long. It is a transcript of the gene HDAC3, whose product is annotated as histone deacetylase 3. The transcript has a single exon. Gene Ontology annotation, molecular function: histone deacetylase activity. NCBI's taxonomy places the organism in Eukaryota, Metazoa, Arthropoda, Insecta, Hymenoptera, Apidae. The coding region runs from base 388 to 1689 and encodes 433 amino acids. The record is from RefSeq and is a predicted model, not a curated record.
AUUAGUUCGAAACAUUUCUCUGCGGAAGGCAAUAAAAAAACUGUCAUAAUGACGCGUGGAGAUUGCUUGUUGCUAUUCUGUGUACUUGUCGCAAGUGUUGUUGUUGUAAUUUUCAAACUCGAAAAUCAUUUAUUUGUCGCUUGUUGUUCAAUGGGAAUUGAAAGAAAUUGAGCUUAAUUCAGUAUAUUCUAUCUUGACUGAUGGAUCCUUCUGCAGAAAAGAUACGUGGUUAUCAUCAGAUUACCGAUAAUUCUUAUAUUUAUAUACUUAUACUCCAUACUUCGUCUCGUUCGUAAAGAUACUAUAAAUGUAAUUCAACGACGAAAGAUAUUCCUUCAUCUUGUAUGGGCAAAAAUUCGUACGUUAAUUACGACAGUUAACCUCAAAAUGAGUUACAACAAAAAGGUGUCGUAUUUCUAUAAUCCGGACGUAGGGAACUUUCACUAUGGGCCUGGGCAUCCGAUGAAACCUCACCGACUCGCUGUGAUCCACAGUUUGGUGUUGAAUUACGGAUUGCACAAGAAGAUGCAGAUCUAUCGUCCGUAUCGCGCGAGUACUCACGACAUGUGUCGCUUUCACUCAGACGAGUACGUCGAGUUUCUACAGAGGGUGACCCCGCAAAACUUGCAAGGAUACACGAAGUAUCUGAGCCACUUCAACGUAGGCGACGACUGCCCUGUCUUCGAAGGACUAUUCGAUUUCUGUUCUAUGUAUACAGGCGCCUCGUUGGAAGGUGCUACCAAGCUGAAUAACAAUUGCUGCGACAUCGCUAUUAAUUGGAGCGGAGGGCUGCACCAUGCGAAGAAGUUCGAAGCUUCUGGCUUUUGUUACAUCAAUGACAUUGUCAUAGCCAUUUUAGAAUUGUUGAAGUACCAUGCCAGAGUAUUAUAUAUAGAUAUAGAUGUCCACCAUGGCGACGGAGUACAAGAAGCAUUUUAUCUCACGGAUAGAGUAAUGACCGUGUCUUUUCACAAAUAUGGAAAUUAUUUCUUUCCUGGUACAGGAGAUAUGUACGAAAUUGGAGCAGAGAGUGGACGGUAUUAUUCCGUUAAUGUACCAUUGAAGGAAGGCAUUGACGAUACAUCGUAUGUUCAAGUAUUCAAGCCCGUUAUAUCCCACGUAAUGGAGUUCUUUCAACCGACUGCUAUAGUCUUGCAAUGUGGAGCAGACUCACUCGCGAAUGAUCGUCUUGGCUGCUUUAGUUUGAGCACAAAAGGUCAUGGGGAAUGUGUGAAAUUCGUGAGAGACCUGAACAUACCUUUGCUCACCGUUGGAGGAGGAGGAUACACACUGCGCAAUGUCGCGCGUUGCUGGACCUAUGAAACUUCUUUGCUCGUUGAUGAGCAGAUUAGUAACGAGCUGCCUUAUACGGAGUAUCUGGAGUACUUCGCUCCAGACUUCACAUUACAUCCUGACGUUGUAACGAGACAGGACAAUGCAAACAGUAAACAGUAUUUAGAGGCAAUUACGAGACACGUGUAUGAUAACUUAAAAAUGAUCCAACACUCUCCAAGUGUCCAGAUGCAGGAUGUGCCGUGCGAUGCAUUGCCACCAGAAGAAGAAAGGCAACCAGAACCUGAUCCAGACUCCAGGCAAAAUGCACAAGACGCUGACAAGUUAGUUGAACCGGCUAACGAGUAUUAUUCAGGAGAAAAAGAUCAGGAUAAGAUGGAUGUAAGUGACUCGUGAUAAAGGACCGGAUAGAUUAGACAAAAUUUGCAAAAUAAAAUAAUUUGAUAAGAUAUUGAAUUAUAUGCACAUGAUUAAGUAUAAAAUGACUGAAAACUAAUUUCUUCGGAUGCGAAUGACUGUAAAUAUUAUAUACAAAAUUUGUAAAUAUUGUGUCAAUCUUAUUAAACAGAAUUAUUUCUUAACUUGUGUAUCUGCCAACUUCCUGUCGUAAACAAAGAUGAAACGGCCUCUUAAAUGGUCAUUAGGCAAGUUUAUUGUUUUAUGUCAGACAGCAUAUUGUCUACAAUGGUACAACAAUGACGAUGAGGAUGAUAUAAUAGUAGCAAUAGUAUUAAUAGUAGUAAUAAUAGUAAUUAUAAUAAUAAUAAGAGCAAUAACGAUAACGCUUCUCUAUCUCUGUUUCGGAGCUAUUUUUCGCUAUAUCACAGAGAACACAAUCUUCAUGAAUAUUUUCGUUCGUUUCUUACUACAUACGGAAAGUAGAACUUAAACGAUGCUUCUCCAUCUCUCUAGUAAAUUUGCUGCUCGGCUUUUAAUAUAUAUACUAAAACAUGACUAAUGCAAUAAAUUAGGUCUUCUUUUUUUUUUUUUCUUCUUUUUAAAUUAAGGCGCUUCGUUCUGUACAUCCAUUCGUAAAACUUUACAAAAGUUUCUCGAAAAAUAAUACAAGUACAAAAAUACUCACAGUAUGAGAGGAACGGAAAUAUUUACCUCGACACCUGUGUUAGUUACAAAAAAUGCAAGGCUUACACGAUCGAUAGAAAAAACCCUCUUGCAUGUAAUAGAAUUAAUGCGUUGGCUUUGCCAAGGAGGCACUGAAACAUACAUAUAAUAUACAUUCUCACGCACAAGAAGACUCGAUAAAGCUUGCAUUUUUCUAUAUUCCUUUUCUUUUUCUCCUGCAGUAGCAUGUCGCACUCUGGUUACUUUCUCUCUUUCUCUCUCUCUAUAAAUCCCUGCCUCUAUUUCUUUGUCUCCAAUUCUUAACAUAUAUAUAUGUAUAUAUAAUAUAUGAUGUAUAUUAAAAACAUUCAGUCUCAUAGUAAAAAGCAAUUCCAUUUGGUGUUAGGUUUAUAUGUCCCGUCGAAAUCCACUCUCGCGGCAUGCACAGGCAUUAGGCAUAGGCAGUGCUAUAUCCAUUGAUCCUUGAAAGUAAAAAACAAA